This is a messenger RNA of Vespa mandarinia (Asian giant hornet), 3526 nucleotides long. Its product is annotated as paramyosin, long form. Gene Ontology annotation, cellular component: bicellular tight junction; myosin complex. Lineage: Eukaryota; Metazoa; Arthropoda; Insecta; Hymenoptera; Vespidae. The record is from RefSeq and is a predicted model, not a curated record.
CGGCGCGCCAUACGAACGACGACGGGUCGCGCACUACGAGUAGGGCGCUGGUCGGCUCCGAAACGCCGAAGAGGAGAAACAACGAGAACGAGGAAGCGAACGACGAUAAUAAGAAGAGAGAAAGAGAGACAGACAGAAUUAUUAAGUAGUCCGAGUUCUCGAGGAAACGGAUAAGAGGAUAUACGUAUAUAUAAAUAUAUAUUUUUGAAAAAAGUGUCUCCGCCGAAGAAAAAGUUCGAGUUCGAGAAUUAAAUUGUGACCAUCGUAAAGGAAGAAAAGGAUUACAGUAGAAGAAAUCGAUGAUGUCUUCGGCCGUCGCGAAAACUUCCAAAUACACGUACCGUUCAACUGGCGGUGCAGGCUCUGCCGAUGUCAGCAUCGAAUACAGCGCCGACCUGAGUGCUCUCUCCAGACUCGAGGACAAGAUUCGCCUACUGCAGGAUGAUUUGGAGUCCGAGAGAGAGCUGCGUCAGAGGAUCGAACGCGAGCGCGCCGAUUUGAGCGUGCAAGUCAUCCAGCUAUCCGAACGUCUCGAAGAAGCAGAAGGUGGCGCCGAAUCUCAGUUCGAGAUCAACAAGAAGAGGGACACGGAACUAGCCAAGUUACGUAAACUCUUGGAAGAUGUUCAUCUCGAGAGCGAGGAGACUGCUCAUCUCUUGCGAAAGAAACAUCAAGAAGUUGUUGUUGACUUCCAGGAUCAAAUUGAUCAGCUUUCAAAAGCUCGUGCCAGGGCUGAUAAGGAAAAAUCGAAAUUCCAGCAGGAAGUAUACGAAUUACUCGCCCAGUUGGAUAAUGUCACGAAAGAGAAAUUAAUGUCCAUCAAGACAGUGGAAAAACUCGAAGUUCAUAUAUCGGAGUUGAACGUGAAGAUCGAGGAACUCAAUCGUACGAUCGUUGACAUUACUAGUCAUAAGACUCGCCUGUCGCAAGAGAACAUCGAAUUAACGAAGGAAGUGCAAGAUCUCAAAGUAAACAUCGAAAACGUGACUUAUCUGAAGACUCAAAUCGUUGGACAACUCGAAGAUGCUCGUCGCCGUCUCGAAGAUGAGGAACGUCGUCGAUCGUUGGUCGAGGCAUCUUUGCAUCAGGUCGAAGUGGAAUUGGAGUCCGUUCGGGUUCAAUUGGAAGAAGAAUCUGAAGCACGAUUGGAUAUCGAACGUCAAUUGGUCAAGUCCAAUGGUGAAGUCUCUGUAUGGAGAUCGAAAUACGAGACUGAAGCUAAUGCUCGCGCGGAAGAGGUUGAGGAAUUACGUCGCAAGUAUGCUGCUCGUAUACAAGAACAGGAAGAACAAAUUGAAACUCUUCUCGUGAAGAUCAACAAUCUUGAGAAACAAAAAUCUCGUCUUCAGUCGGAAGUAGAAGUUCUUAUCAUCGAUCUCGAAAAGGCCAAUGGAACUGCCCGAGAAUUGCAAAAACGCGUUGAACAUUUAGAAAAGAUACAAAUCGAAUUGAAAUCUCGUCUCGAUGAGACUGUGGCUAUGUACGAGCAAAGUCAACGUGAUCUUCGUAACAAACAACAAGAAUUGCAACGUACAAACGCUGAACUUGACAAGACCCGCGAGAUCAAAGAUCAAUUGGCUCGUGAGAAUAAGAAAUUGGGUGAUGAUCUCAGCGAUGCCAAAAAUCAACUAGCUGACAUGAACCGUAGAUUGCACGAAUUGGAAUUGGAACUUCGUCGUUUGGAAAAUGAACGUGAAGAACUUGCUGCUGCUUACAAAGAAGCCGAAGCAGGUCGCAAGAUCGAAGAACAACGUUCGCAGAGACUAUCAGCCGAGUUGAGCCAACUCCGUCACGAGUAUGAACGUCGUAUUGCUGAGAAGGACGAGGAGAUUGAAAUUAUUCGCAAGCAGACCAGCAUUGAGAUCGAGCAAUUGAAUGCCCGUGUCGUCGAAGCGGAAACGAAGCUGAAGACCGAAGUACAGCGUGUAAAGAAGAAGCUCCAGAUUCAGAUCACCGAACUGGAACUUUCUCUCGACGUUGCCAAUAAGAACAACAUCGAUUUGCAAAAGACCAUAAAGAAGCAAUCUCUUACCCUUACCGAACUCCAAGCCCACUACGAUGAAGUUCAACGUCAACUGCAGGUAACCUUGGAUCAGUUGGGCAUCAGCCAGAGACGUCUCCAAUCAUUGACGGCCGAGCUCGAGGAAGUUCGCGGCAAUUACGAAUCCGCCCUCCGCGCAAAGAGAACUGUCGAGCAGCAAUACGAAGAGUCGGUUAGCCGUAUCAACGAAUUGACAACUAUUAAUGUGAACAUAGCUUCGUCUAAGGCUAAGCUCGAGCAAGAAUUAACAACCUUGGCUGGUGAUUACGAGGAAGUUACCAAGGAAUUGCGGGUCAGCGACGAAAGAUAUCAACGUGUACAGAACGAGUUGAAACAUACCGUAGAGAUUCUGCACGAGGAACAAGAACGUAUCGUUAAGAUUGAGGCAAUCAAAAAAUCGCUUGAGAUCGAAGUUAAGAAUUUGUCGGUAAGAUUGGAGGAAGUCGAGGCCAACGCGAUUGUUGGCGGCAAACGUAUAAUCAGCAAGCUCGAGGCCAGGAUUCGUGACCUGGAACUCGAAUUGGACGAGGAGAAACGCAGACAUUCGGAGACUGUGAAGAUUUUACGCAAAAAAGAACGAAACAUCAAGGAGGUAAUGAUCCAAGUGGAGGAAGACUCGAAGAACAUUGCUUUGCUACAAGAAUCGUUAGACAAGGCGAAUCAAAAAGUCAGCAUCUAUAAGAGACAACUCCAAGAGCAAGAGGGUAUGUCCCAGCAAAGUGUGACCAGGGUCCGCCGAUUCCAAAGAGAACUCGAAGCAGCCGAAGACCGUGCCGAUACCGCUGAAAGCAAUUUGACUUUGAUUCGUGCCAAACACCGCAGCUUCGUCACCACCUCGACCGUACCCGGUUCCCAGGUCUACCUUGUCCAGGAGACGAGGCAGGAGCUGUAAUAACUUCGCCACAGAGAUCAUCGCCACCCCAAUUAUCAUUUCGAACGCCACGUCGUCCUCCUUCUAAACUAACAACAACGGCAACAGCAACAACAACAGCAACAGCAGCAGCAGCAGCAGGACGAACGAUCCAAAGGCGGGAGGACCGAAAGAGUUUCCAACGGGUCGCACGAUGUACUACACACAUCUUCUCUGAGGGGAUUAAACUAUUAAAAAGCCUCUAUAUUCAUAAGUACAUCGCUAUUAAUUAUAAACGAACGACCCGUCGUAAAUUCGACAUACACACACACAUAUAUAUAAUAUAUAUAUUUAUAAUAUAUAUUUAAUCCAAUAAAAUUUCCGCUUCCUCUCGUGAACGAAAAAAAUAAUAAAAGAAAUACGGGACACUUUGAUUAGGCCAAAGCAAAAGAGAACGAAAGCAAAUAAUAAAAUAAAAAAUAACGACAAAUAGAUUUUAAUCAAAAUAAGAACAGCUUAUUGCAGAUGCAUGAAUAAAAAUAUUAACUUUGUAAAGAAAAUUUGAGGCAAAAUAAAUGGCAUUCAUUAUUAUUAUUCUUAUCCUAUCAAUGAUGUGGCUAUUAUUAAUCGCGUAA